This is a messenger RNA of Alternaria arborescens, 1878 nucleotides long. RefSeq lists its product as hypothetical. NCBI's taxonomy places the organism in Eukaryota, Fungi, Ascomycota, Dothideomycetes, Pleosporales, Pleosporaceae. The transcript has 3 exons. The record is from RefSeq and is a predicted model, not a curated record. The coding region runs from base 1 to 1878 and encodes 625 amino acids.
AUGGACUUCAAUCUUGUUUCCACAUCUGCUGAAAUGUCGGUUGGAGACGCUUUUGCACAAAACGAGGUCGAGCACCAGGAAGGAUUGACUCUGGUAAGAAGAUUUACAGGUGAACUGAAAGGCGAUACAACGCUCGAGCGCGCUACUACCGGUGCGCAACAAGAGCAAGAUGCCAUCGCAGAAGCGCGCAUGGAAGCACGAAUGCGGGCUUUGCUUCAGGAUGAGAAUCCAAGCAAUGCUCUUUUUCACGAGGCUGAGACCGCCAGGCUUUUGUUGUUGAAGACACGCCAGAUGUUUGAAACACCAGAACAACCGUCGACAUUAGCGAAGAUAGGUCUGACUCGAAAGACGGCUCGAAUGACGGCGAACGAAGCCCUAGAGAGCAGAAACGUCUACGGUUUUACUCAACUAAGUGAUUAUGUGAACGGUCUUGAAAGUGCAUGGAAGAGCAAACAGUCGAAUUCUGCUCAGCGAUUUCGGAGACUCUGUGGCGGACUCGAUGCCCACAAGAAUGCAUUUGCGAUCUUUCCAUCCCAGAACGACUACACAUCUGCAUUAUGUGGUAGUCUUAAAUUCAUCAUUGCUGCUGCCGUCAAUCACGAUGAAAUCGCCGAUACCAUCUCGGAGACUGUGACUGCGAUUACUGAGAAAGCAGCACGCGCCGCCAAGAUCUUACUGGUCUUGUACACGCGUGAGAUACGGAUGUUGUUCUCAGAACUCUACGCGCGCGUGUUCAACUUUUAUCGCGACGCCAUAGAAUGGUAUAUGAAAAGCAGAACCUCACGUUUCUUUGCUAGCUUCAAUGAGAAGAUGAAGGAUCGAUACGUAAAGGCCGCAAAAGAGAUUGAGGAUACCGUUGCUGAGAUGUAUCGGUUACAGAACAUUGCUCAAUUUGCUAUGCAAAAGAUCAUGCAUACUGAACAAGAGCGGCACAAUGAGAUUAUGCGACAAAGACAUCAAAGUCCCGAUGCAUCUGACCUGAUAUUCGCAGGGGGAAGAGCACAGCAGUUGCUGUUGAGCUUGCAUAAGAGUAUGUGCAUCCAAGCCUCUGCUGUCCAAUCUGUACCAAAUUCUGGGCGUGGCGAGUUCCCGGCUCUUUUCAAUGGAAACACAAAGGCACCCGAUCUGAUCAAUCGCGUAACUGCAGGGAAGCUGGCUGCCGAUCUGCAGCACUAUGUUGUCGGGACUGAAGGUCACUCUCUCUUCAAUGACGGUAGCUUUUGGCUUCCAGAGAUCGACGUAGCCUCGAAACUCCAGGAUUGGAUAGGGAACGAAGCAAGCUCUCCUACGUUAUGGAUUACGACCUUGGAGUUUUCACCGCCUGAUAUACCAGGCUCACGGGCAGCUGCUUUGAAUGCACUGGUCGCAGCAUGGACAGCAGAGCUCCCAAUCAUAUCGCAUUUCUGUGAGCGACCUCGGUUUGCGACACUUGAAAGAGAUCGCGACGUCGAGAAAGUCGGUCUGCUUGGAAUGGUGUACAGUCUGAUCGCUCAGCUUUUGCAAUUCGAGUUCGAAGACGACGCGUUCGGAGUUGUUCAGUCGCGGGUAGAAAAGCUCGACGGGUCAGAUGAAAGUUGGCCGACUGCUCUUGAGAUGCUCUCGGCUCUCUUGCAAGCGACUCCGCAUCUCGGAACAUGCGUUAUAGAUGGUCUAAACGAUCUGACGUUCGCAGCGGGCGCAAGUUGGUGCAAUGACUUUCUUCAGAUCCUCUUCAGGCACCAGGGGUCUUUCGCAGGCCGCUUUCGGAUCCUGCUUACUACCGCCGGUCAGUCUCGAGUGGUGCAAGACCAUGUGAGCAUCACCGAUCGUGUGUUCACUCAGACCGGAACGCGGGAGGUCAUUCGCAACGGGCAGUGGUAUGACAGAUUGGAAAGCUGA